Molecule: messenger RNA, 2305 nt
Organism: Ctenopharyngodon idella (grass carp)
Lineage: Eukaryota; Metazoa; Chordata; Actinopteri; Cypriniformes; Xenocyprididae
Gene: slc60a1b
Product: major facilitator superfamily domain containing 4Ab
Exons: 10
Coding region: 125-1711 (528 amino acids)
Biological process (GO): transmembrane transport
Source: RefSeq, a predicted model, not a curated record
GGAAAUGAUCAUCAAUUCUGACAUCUGUCACCUAAGCAAAUGAUUUGAAACCCACUGAAAGAAACAUCCAGACACCAGGACUCAAGGAAGUAUAUCAGUGGAAUAGAUUGGAGAUUUUCACGCUAUGUUAAUUGAGGAGCGUAUAUUAACACUUUUCCGUAGGAACUGUCAACAUACACUGACAUACUGGAGUGUGUUCUUUAGCUUUGGACUGAGCAUAGCCUUUCUGGGGCCUACGAUCCUAGAUCUGAAAUGCCAGACUGGCUCCACGUUACAGGAGAUCACCUGGGUGUUCUUCUCCCAGCAGCUCUGCCUGCUCAUCGGCAGCUCGACUGGAGGAGUUUUCACAAAAACGUUGUUUGGUGCUCUCAUCGCUCUCUUCCUCUCCUCCCUCAUCAUCUCCGUGGUUUUUGCUUUCAUCCCACUUUGCUAUAAUGUGCUGUUGCUGGCGGUUGCUAUGGCAGUGUCAGGCCUGGCUAUGGGCAUCAUCGACACUAUUGCAAACAUCCAACUGGUGUCCAUUUAUAAGAAAGACUCUGCUAUCUUUCUGCAGGCACUGCACUUCUUCAUUGGGCUCGGCGCUCUGGUGAGCCCCCUGAUUGCAGAGCCUUUCAUAUCAGAGCACUGCCUGAGCAGUAAUAGCACAGAAAAUGCCACAGAGAUACUUGUCCAUUUCAGAUCCAGCUACAGGUCACCUGUAAUCCUUCCUGAGAAUUCCCCGCACUCAGAGCCGGUCGAGGAGAAGGCCAAUGUGUCGUACGCCUUCUGGAUCAUGGCUCUCAUAAAUUUGCCUGUGCCGAUUGCAGUUUUUGUGUUGAUGUACCAAGAGAAGCUACUUCCCUGUUGUCCAAACAGCACCCCACGACUGCUGGACAAAGAUGAGUUAGCCAUGGAGACUAAAGCACCAGAAAUCACAGAAAUGCCCGAACCACACGAUGCAGAUUUUCAUCAUUCAGGACAUGGAAACAUUUUCAGCUGCUGUAUGAAUGGUAACCUGCGUGGGUUACCGGCCACUUUUUUUGUUAUCCAUAUCUUGGGCGGUAUGGUGCUGUUUAUGACAGAGGGCAUUAUGGGGGUCUAUGCUGGCUUUGUUUACACGUAUGCUGUUUCAGCUCCCAUGUCUCUGCACGCUAAAAUGGCAGGAUACCUGAACUGUAUCUUCUGGGCAGCCGUCACUGCUGGACGACUGGUGUCUAUCCCGCUAUCGUACCGCUUUAGGCCGGUAUAUCUGCUCGUCGUGAACCUGGCUGGUGUGAUUGUAACAUUGCUGCUGUUAAUGAUCCUCUACACAAACAGAGUGUUUCUGUUUGUUGGUACGACCUUGCUCGGGCUUUUCAUCAGUAGUGUUUUCCCCUGCAUAGUGGCCUACACUGAAGACAUCCUAAACUAUCGCGGAUGUGCAACAACAGUCUUAGUGACAACUUCUGGAAUGGGUGAGAUGACGUUGCAAGUGUUGGUUGGAUCACUUAUUCAGAAAAAAGGCAGCUACAGUUUUUUGGUGUGUGGUUUGGUCACCGGAUGCCUUGGUUUCAUUUUCCUCCUUAGCGUGAUCCUGUGCAACCGCAUCCACAGAAAUCUCACAGGAGCAUCUAAAAAAGCAGCCAUGGUGGAAGCCCCACCAGCACCUGCUCCACCUGCUUCAGAGAAAGCCGCUCCAGAACAGAAAAUUGCUGUAAUACAACCUGAAUCAAUUAAAUGUGACUCUGGAUGAGACCUGCUGGAAAUAUUUAAGACAACUAAACUGUAAACAGUGAAUGUGCUUUUAAUAUCAUAUUUGUGUAAAAAACAAAAACAACAACAAAAAAACAACAGAAAACCCUACACAGUGAUGCAAUAUGUUUUUUAUGUAUUUCUGCUAAGUUUGGUAUUAUACAUGUUUUUUUUUUUUUGUUUCUUUGUGGUUCAGUUUCUUUCAAAUAAUCUUGUCUGUUAAAUUAUUAAUAUUACAGGAAGAGAAGACAAAUGUGAGAAACGUUUAAUUACAGGAGGGAAAUAAAGAAAUUUAUGGCAUAAAAUGAAUAAAUAUAAAUAAAGUUUUGUACUUUACCCGAGACUGAAAAUCAUUAACACCAAUUAAAUACCAGAAUGAACUCUUAAUUAAUAAUUCACCAAUCUAAGAAUUCCUAGAACUUCUCUAGUCCUUCAAAACAUUUUUUAUCUUGUUAAAACUGGUCUUGGGCUGGAAGGUCAUGGCCAGAAUAUUGUACUGUUUAUUUGAAAAAUUCAACAGCUUUUGAAAAACUUAUGACUAAUGCAAACUGUUAUUUGCAGUAAUAUUGCAAUAAAUUAUUGUUCAUCAUGUCAA